Molecule: messenger RNA, 1933 nt
Organism: Pogonomyrmex barbatus (red harvester ant)
Lineage: Eukaryota; Metazoa; Arthropoda; Insecta; Hymenoptera; Formicidae
Product: protein lin-9 homolog
Biological process (GO): reproductive process; DNA-templated transcription; regulation of cell cycle
Cellular component (GO): transcription repressor complex; nucleoplasm
Molecular function (GO): DNA binding
Source: RefSeq, a predicted model, not a curated record
GCCACGCGAGAUGGCGGAUCGUGAACUCGUACGAGUCGGAAGUACGUACCCAUGAUGCAUCACUGAUGUCAACAUGGCGGACGUAGUUGAAAAUGAAUCCGCAGAAGCAUUGUUAUCAAUAAAAAAUGGUGGAUACCCUUCUGUUGAUGAAAUUAAAACGGAGAUAAUAGAUGACGAUAUGAUGGAUACAGAUGAACAACUGAGUUUGAAUCACUCAAUGGAUCAACAAAUGGAUACCGAAGAAUCAGAACCAAUACCAGAACUGGGGCCUGCGGCUUUAGGUCUACAGAGGGUAGGCACUCAACCACCUACCAAACCAAAUCCUCCAACGCAACCAGUACAAGUGCUGAAUCGCAGAGGAAUGCCAGCAAGAAUCAAAAAAAAUAAAUUAUUCUAUGACGAUGUCUUGAUUAAUCAUCCACAUCAUAGAAUCAAGAAGGAUCCUUUAACUGCAGAUGCGAAACAAUCUCCUAAAAAAAUGAUUCGACCAUCACCAGUGAAGAGACAGAAUAAGAUAUCGAGCACACCAAAAAGUACAGGUUCAUCUUCGCAACCAACAACUCCUGUAACUACUCCAAUCAAGCAGGAGAAAGAACCAGAUAAGCUACCACAGCCUACAUCCCCAGAUCGUAAAAUAGGACAGAAGAUUGGUAUGAGACUGAGAAACUUGUUGAAACUACCCAAGGCACAUAAAUGGGUCUGUUAUGAAUGGUUUUAUAGCAAUAUUGACAAGAUAUUAUUUGAAGGUGAUAACGAUUUCAUGAUAUGUUUAAAAGAAUCGUUUCCACAAUUGAAAACUCGUAAACUCACUCGCGUGGAAUGGUGUAAAAUUAGAAGAAUGAUGGGCAAGCCACGAAGAUGUUCACAAUCAUUCUUCGAGGAGGAGAGACGUGAGCUGGAAAGAAAGAGGCAGAAAAUACGGAUGCUGCAGCAGAGAAAAACGACGGAUAUAAGCAGUUUCAAAGACUUACCACCUGAAAUACCAUUACAAUUAGUAAUUGGUACAAAAGUGACGGCAAGACUAAGGAAACCACAAGAUGGUCUGUUCACUGGAAGUAUCGAUGCCGUCGAUACCAGCAAUAAUACUUAUAGAAUUACAUUCGAAAGAGCCGGACUUGGAACACAUAGUGUCCCUGAUUAUGAAGUCUUGUCGAACGAACCACCGGAGACGAUCAGUGUGGCAUCAUUCUCUCAGAAGUUUAGACCACGGCCUUUACAAUAUGUACCUUCACCUCCAUAUAUGAUGAAGUUAUCUCCACGAUUGACCAACGAUCCUUUAAUAUCCAAUGCCUCUGUGUCCAUGCCGAAAAAGAAUAUUGGUGGCACAAUGAAUGGUUUUCCAUUAAAAUUACUCGAACUUAUGGUUAAAGUGAAUAAAAUAUUAACAACUAAGAAGAAUAAAAUCAAGAAGUUGAAAGAGAUGAACGGAGAAGCUGAAAAGAAACGUUCCCUAGGUGAAUCGCUUCUUCCCGAUUUUGAAAAAAAAUAUGCAGGAAUUGUUGUCGAGUUGGAGAGAAUGAAUGGAGCUCUUCAAGACUUUUUGAACGACAUACAAGAAUUAUGUCAAGAAAUGGCACCAGAACCCAGCGUGGCGGCAAUGCUAGCACCGUCACAUCUUCGAGAAAAAUGCAGACAGGAAGCGGCAGAUAUGGUUGCUAAACAUAACAUAAUGAAUGAUAAAGCACCAGGAAAGAUGACUCAAUUGGUAACAGAUUUAACUGCAUUAAUGUUACAAGUGAAAAGUUUAUCGGAUUCUGAUCGAAAUGCAUAUGAACUUAAAGUACUACAAGGUACGAUGGAGCAGAUAAGAUCGAAACUCAGUCCACAGAAUCAGCAGGUGUUUCAAAAUUGUGUAGAAAUUCAUAUGCAACAUAUUCAAGUAGGCCUAGGGCAGAUGGGUCCUCUAACGCCAUUUAUGGCACAAAGAGUUUGA